CAAAGAUUCCAAAGACAGCUUAACCCAAACAUAAUAAAAAGUGAUAUUAUAUGCUAUGAACAAAACCUAACUUGGAUCCGAAACUAUUGUUUUGAUUGUAUAUACAUAUAUAUAUAUAUAUAUAUAUAUGCAAUCACAUUGCGUUUUAUGAUCUUUACUGCCUAAAAUAAGGGUUUUGUAAUUCUGACAUGGCAAACUCCCGAGGGCCAUCAACAACGAGAAAUAUUAUGUACAAUGGAAGGAAUCCUUUACUCCCUCCUAAAAGUCCAUUUCCAUGCAUUGCUCCCUCUUAUACUGAUUAUUUUUCAACUUCUGUAAACGGACCAAAAGGAUUACCUAAAUUUAAAGAUGGAAAUUCACACCAUCAACGUGCUUCCUCUGAAAGCCUUGUAAUUGAAGAACAACCUUCUUGGCUGGAUGAACUUCUUAAUGAACCAGAAACGCCCGUACAAAGAGGCCAUCGGCGCUCAUCAAGUGACUCCUUCACAUAUUUGGAGGCGGCCAAUGCUGCUAACACAGAAUAUGCUGUAAAAAAUGAGCACCAGAUGAGAAGUUUGACUUCUGCUCCUUUAUGGGGGUCACCAAGUUUUCUUUCUAAAGAUGCUCGAAAUACGCCAGUCUAUAUGGAACCGAAUCUCGUAAUUAAAAAUAAUACCCGGGCAUGGGAAUCACCACAAAAUGAUAACAUGGGUCUCCGAAGAUCAGUAUCCUUGGGUGCUGCACAAGAACUCAAUGGAAUGGCUUCAACUCGGGAAAAGCAAGAAGCAGUUGAAUCUAGCCCACAAGAUUCCGCUGAAGCUCGACCUCACGAUGCAAACAAUUCUUCAGAAAAAAAGGAUUAUUCUAAUACCAGGGAUUCUGCAUCAGAAUUAGAGACAAAACGUGCCAAGCAGCAAUUUGCUCAACGUUCGCGGGUACGGAAGCUUCAGUACAUAGCUGAGCUAGAGAGAAGUGUACAGGCUUUACAGGCAGAAGGUUGUAAGGUUUCAGCUGAGGUGGAGUUUCUAAACCAACAAAGUCUUAUUUUGGGAAUGGAAAACAAGGCACUAAAACAACGUUUGGAGAAUUUGGCUCAGGAGCAACUUAUUAAGCGUUUGGAGCAUGAAGUUUUGGAGCGAGAGAUUGGGCGACUAAGGGUCUUGUAUCAGCAACAACAGCAACCACCUCCACCACCGCAACCACAAGGUCAUCGACGAACUGCUAGUCGUGAUAGACUUGAUUUCCAAUUUGCAAACCUUUCUUUGAAAAAUAAGGACUCUAGCUCUGUCCGUGAUCCUGUUUCUAGCCAACCCCGGACCUGAAAAUGAAUUAUUACAACUGCAUCUGAAAACAAUUACUACCCUUAAAGUAUUAUCCACUCGUAGCCUUCUUUCCUGGUUUUGGGAGUGGUUUUGCUUUUGGGUUUAUGUUUGUUGGCUAUUUUAUAAGCUAAAUUAGCAUCUUACUUGCACCUGGUAGUCAUUUCCCCGGAAAACGUCGUUUUUUUCCAGUUGGGAAUUCACCGGAGGUGGAAACUUGGGAAAUGAUACAAUGUUUCACUUUCCUUUGGUUUCUUGGUGUUUGAUUGAUAGUUGGCAUAGACUUGUUUACUCAGCUCAUAAUGAUUUAACCUUUUUGUGAUAAAGACUAAUAAAGAUUCUCAAUGAAGUUAAUCCAGAUUGUUUA
This is a messenger RNA of Erigeron canadensis, 1665 nucleotides long. RefSeq lists its product as uncharacterized. Gene Ontology annotation, molecular function: DNA-binding transcription factor activity. Bases 189 to 1301 code for a protein of 370 amino acids. Gene Ontology annotation, biological process: regulation of DNA-templated transcription. The record is from RefSeq and is a predicted model, not a curated record. The transcript has 5 exons. Lineage: Eukaryota; Viridiplantae; Streptophyta; Magnoliopsida; Asterales; Asteraceae.